AUGCAGCUCAACUUCUUCGUCGUCCUUGCUGCCGUCUCGGCUGUUAUGGCCGCCCCCAACCCCGUUCCUCAGACCUCUUGCAGCAUUGCAAAGGUCAACGAGUGCAUUAAGCAGUGCGGUGGCGGUUCCUAUGACUGCUUCAACAACACCUGCUUCUGCCCCUAA
Molecule: messenger RNA, 165 nt
Organism: Colletotrichum truncatum
Lineage: Eukaryota; Fungi; Ascomycota; Sordariomycetes; Glomerellales; Glomerellaceae
Source: RefSeq, a predicted model, not a curated record